AUGGUAGUGGCGAACGGACGCUUUCGCUUCGCCAUUGAUCGCGGUGGAACGUUCACCGACAUCUACGCGGAGCAACCCGACGGCACCGUGCGCUUGUUGAAGCUUCUAUCGGAGGACAAGGAACACUACAGCGAUGCGCCACAAGAAGGCAUCCGCCGUAUCAUCGCCGAGUUCUACGGCACAAGGCACCACAGCACCGACACCAUUGACCCACAUGUCAUCGAAUGGAUCCGAAUGGGUACCACUGUGGCAACCAACGCGCUCCUCGAACGCAGGGGAGAGCGUUGUAUCCUCCUCGUUACAGCGGGUUUACGCGACCUCCUCCAGAUCGGCUACCAAUCACGACCGGAUAUCUUUGACCUACGUGCUGCGAGACCCGCUGUUUUGUACGAGGAUGUUGCAGAAAUACCGGAACGUGUCCGACUGGUAUCCGCCGCAGCCUACGAGUCGCUGGAAGCAGUGGAACGCCAGCACCUCAUCGCUACCCGAACCGGUCAAUGGGUGCAGGUAUUACGCCCACCAGCCUUGGACGUGGCGGAAAGCGCCCUCAAAGAGGCACUCCAGAAAGGCAUCCGCUCGGUGGCGGUUGUCUUCAUGCACGCGUACGCAUACGAUACCCAUGAGCAACAGGUAGGUCACCUGGCCCUCUCACUCGGUUUCCAACACGUCACGCUGUCGUCUUCGUUGACCAACAUGCAGCGGGUUGUACCGCGCGGACUCACGUGUCUCGUGGACGCCUACCUGACACCAUGUCUACGCAAGUACCUGGAAUCGUUCCGCGACGGAUUCAAAGGCCGUUUGCAAGACACCCUGGUAGAGUUGAUGCAGUCCGAUGGCGGCCUCUGUCCACUGGAGUCGUUUACCGGUUACAAGGCGAUCCUGAGCGGCCCCGCUGGCGGUGUUGUCGGCUACGCGAAAACCAUCUAUCCGUUGACGGCGCUGUCGAGUCCAGAUGGAAAACCUCAACCAGUCAUCGGCUUUGAUAUGGGCGGCACCAGCACCGACGUUUCACGCUAUGCCGGACAGCUGGAGCACGUUCUCGAGUGCGAAACAGCGGGCGUGAUGAUCCAGGCACCUCAGCUGGACAUCCAGACGGUGGCGGCUGGCGGAGGUAGUCGCCUCUUCUAUCGUUCCGGACUGUUGCAGGUGGGUCCCGAGAGCGCCGCUGCCGAUCCCGGCCCCGUGUGUUAUCGAAAACCCGGCGGACAACUAGCUGUUACCGAUGCCAACGUGGUGCUGGGGCGUCUACAGCCGCGCUUUUUCCCAUCGAUCUUCGGGCCUGACCAGAACGAAUCCCUCGAUGUAGAGGCCGCCCGCGCAGCUUUUGCCUCCCUUCGAGAACAGCUGACCAGAGACGACCCCGAGCGGAACCUGCUGAGCAUUGAAGAGCUAGCCUUGGGCUUUAUCCGGGUCGCGAAUGAGGCCAUGUGUCGACCCAUACGUUCGAUGACCGAGUCUCGAGGCUACGAUCCCGCCCAGCAUGUUCUUGCGUGUUUUGGUGGUGCCGGUGGUCAGCACGCCUGUGCAAUCGCUCGGAACCUCGGAAUGUCUACCGUGUACGUGCACCGCUACGCUGGUGUGCUUUCGGCGUAUGGUAUCGGCUUGAGUGAGUCCGUGGAGGAUCUGCAAGAGCCGUGUGCGCUAGAACUCGCACGUGACCUGGAACGAGCGCAGCAACUGCUCCAGGAGUUGGAGCUACGUUGCCGGAAAGCGCUUGAAAGACGCGGUAUUGCAAGUGAUCGUAUCCAGUGUGAGCGAUUCCUCCAUCUCCGGUACCAAGGUACGGAUCUGGCGAUGUUGAUUUCGGAACCGGGUGCUGCGGCUACCUGCGAGGAUUAUGCAAGCGCUUUCGAACAGGCCUAUGAACGUGAACAUGGGUUUUUGCUGCGAGGUCGAUCGAUUCUUAUUGAUAAUGUACGUGUACGCGUAGCUGGACAGUCUACAGUGUCGCCUGUGCAGACGUAUUCCACUGAUGCGACUGGUGCUGGGCAUUCGGAUUCGGGCGAGGAUGCCGCGACACGGGCCCCGGGGCCGCAACAGCAGCAGCAACAGCAGCUCGAAACGCUCUCGUCUACUGGUGCGCUAUUGUCAGUGCCAGAGCCGCUGGAUAUGGUUGCGGUCUACUUUGCCACUGGCUGGCAUACCAGGACGCCGGUCUAUGCUCUGGAGAAGCUUGCUCCAUACCAGACGUUUUCUGGUCCAGCGCUGCUUGUCGAUCCCGCCGGUGGUAUUACGAUUUUGGUGGAGCCUGCCUGCCAAGCUGCUGUGCUCGCGGAUCGGACCAUACGGAUUGACUUGUCGUCGGUUGCUGGUGCGGCAACACACUCGAGUAGUAGCAGUAGUAGCACUGAUAGUCUUUCUGUUGCUCAAAGCGUCAUUCAAGUGCCGGACGCUGUCAAACGAUCCAUAUUUGCACAUCGCUUUAUGAGCAUUGCAGAGCAAAUGGGUCGCACACUGCAACGCACUGCGGUCUCAACGAAUAUCAAAGAGAGACUCGACUUUAGCUGCGCACUCUUCGACGCCAAGGGAGGUCUGGUGGCCAACGCGCCCCAUAUUCCCGUCCAUCUGGGCUCGAUGCAAGACGCUGUUCGCCAGCAGGUGACGCUCCUGGGUGCAGACUGGCUUCCCGGUGAAGUGGUGAUGACCAAUCAUCCAGCAAUGGGCGGCACCCAUCUGCCGGAUAUCACGGUUAUCACCCCGGUGUUCCACGACGGACGACCAGUGUUCUUUGUGGCGAGUCGCGGUCAUCACGCAGACGUCGGCGGACUGACCCCAGGCUCAAUGCCGCCUUUCUCACGGACGCUUGCUGAAGAGGGCGCAGCCAUCGCCAGUCUCAAACUCGUCCAAGGAGGCGUAUUCCAGGAAGGACGUGUUCGAGAGCUUCUCCAGCACGCCGGAUGUCGGUGUCUGCACGAUGUGCUAUCGGAUCUGCGAGCCCAGAUCGCUGCAAAUCAACGGGGUAUCCAACUCAUGAACCAACUGAUCCAGGAACAGGGUCUUGGUGUUGUCGAGCACUUUAUGCAUGAGAUUCAGCGCACCGCUGCUGGAUUCGUACGCGAUGUCUUGCGACAAGUGGGGAAGCGCCAUGGGAAACGCACCCCAACGGGUCGCUGGCUGCUCGAGGCUGCCGACGUGAUGGAUGACGGCUCCCGGAUUCAGUUGCGGGUGGAGAUUGACGACAACGACAACGACAACGACAACAACAAUGACAAUGACAAUAAUGUCGACGACGGCUGCAGUGCUGUCUUUGACUUUACAGGAACGGAUGCACAGGUGGUUGCCAACUGGAAUGCCCCGCCCUCGGUAGCAGCGUCCGCGAUCAUUUACUGUCUACGGUGCCUCAUUGGACGUGAUGUACCACUCAACCAGGGCUUUCUGGAUCCGAUUACCAUUCGAAUCCCGGCAGGGUGUCUGUUGGAUCCUCAUCCCGAAGCCGCGGUUGUCGGUGGUAACGUCCUCACCUCGCAACGCGUAACCGAUGUGGUACUGCGGGCGUUUGGCGCUUGUGCUGCGAGCCAGGGCUGUAUGAACAACCUCACGUUUGGUACAGAGCACUGGAGCUAUUACGAAACAAUUGGUGGUGGCAGUGGAGCUGGACCCGGUUGGCACGGUGAGCACGGUAUUCAGGUGCAUAUGACGAACACGCGUAUGACGGAUCCCGAGCUACUCGAGUGGCGUUAUCCCGUUCUUCUGCGGCGGUUUCGUUUGCGAUCCGGCUCUGGUGGUCGUGGACGUUGGUCCGGUGGCAACGGCAUCGAACGAGAGCUCGAGUUUCUCGAGGACGGUAUCCAGGUAUCGAUUCUGUCGGAGCGACGCGUGUUUGCUCCGUUUGGUUUAGCUGGUGGUGAAGCUGGCGCCCGCGGACGCAACUGGCUCAUUCGCGCACCGGACACCAGCCGUGCUGCGCGAGCAGAAACGAAGGAAACUGAUCCCCAACAGACGCUAGGUGCAAGCGCUCCGAGCAGCAGCAGCAGCAGCAGUAGUAGUAGCAGUAGCGAUAUUGUCGGUGGUGCUGCGUUCCACGCAGGCACGGUGCAGGCGGCUGCAGGCGGCCUUGUGGACACUGCUGGGCGCGCUGGACAACCCAAGUCGCACAAAAGCGAGACGCGCUCAUCAAUAGACUCCUGGACCCGUACAGAAGCGCCACUCGAGCGUGCCUGGCUGGAUGAUCAAGCCGGUGUUGGCUCGCACAGGCACUGGCUGGUGAACCUCGGUAACAAGCAGUCGAUCCGAGUUGUUGCCGGUGAUCGGAUUCGCAUCUGCACGCCUGGGGGUGGUGGUUAUGGUACACCUGGCGCUGUUGUUGAGCGAAACACUUGA
Messenger RNA from Cyanidioschyzon merolae strain 10D, 4320 nucleotides. Its product is annotated as 5-oxo-L-prolinase. Gene Ontology annotation, biological process: glutathione metabolic process. The transcript has a single exon. The coding region runs from base 1 to 4320 and encodes 1439 amino acids. Gene Ontology annotation, cellular component: cytosol. The record is from RefSeq and is a predicted model, not a curated record. NCBI's taxonomy places the organism in Eukaryota, Rhodophyta, Bangiophyceae, Cyanidiales, Cyanidiaceae. Gene Ontology annotation, molecular function: 5-oxoprolinase (ATP-hydrolyzing) activity.